This is a messenger RNA of Ylistrum balloti, 1053 nucleotides long. RefSeq lists its product as uncharacterized. Bases 1 to 1053 code for a protein of 350 amino acids. The record is from RefSeq and is a predicted model, not a curated record. The transcript has 4 exons. NCBI's taxonomy places the organism in Eukaryota, Metazoa, Mollusca, Bivalvia, Pectinida, Pectinidae.
AUGAAGCUGUGUUUUGCUCUAGCCUUCUUAGUAUGUGGCUCAUGCGCCCUUACUGUUGAGGAAGCUAAAAAGUUCCGCAAUGACGGCCAAUAUGGUGGAAGGGUUAGCUAUACUGACAACGGAGAUAGCAUCACUUUAACAUCUAAUGGCCUACCCGAUCAUGCGUUUGAGAAAGUUAACCCUAACGAACUUGCAUCACGAAAUGAUGUUUACACGGUACCAAAGGAUCCACAGAUUGGAACCACAACUGGUUGUCUAUCAAUGGGUCCUAUUGGAAUGACCGUAACAGGAUCGAUGAUCUAUGACCCUCUAAACGCACAGGGUCAGAACGCAGUUGAGGGGCCUACCCAGGAACAGUUUGAUUCCUACGGCGGUCACACAGAUCCUCAGGGUAUCUAUCACUAUCAUAAGAUUCCAGGGAGUUGGCUUUAUACUGGCGAAGCAGACGAACUCCUCGGAGUCGCAUUUGAUGGAUUCCCGAUCUACGGACCAAUGGCGUCGGACCUAGGUCGUGAUGUCACAAACAAAGAUCUUGAUGAAUGUCACGGACGAAUGGUGAAUGGGAAAUACAGAUAUCAUGCCAAUACCGAAUUCCCUUAUUAUCUUGGUUGCUACAAGGGAUCCACCGUCAACAGGGCCAGAACAACUUACGGGAACUGUACAGAUAAGUCUGGACUUCCGGAAUAUGGAUAUGUGUGCACUUGUGCACGUGAAGGUCCAGGGCAACUUGGUGGCAUGGGACAUCAGGGUAGCAUGGGACAACAGAGUGGCAUGUAUCAGCCAAUAAACGGACAAUACCAACAGUUGCCACAGCAACACGAAACCCAAGCGUCUGGAACAGACAACCAACAACAUUUUUAUCCACCAAUGCCAAACCAACAACACCCAUCAGACAGGCCAAUUGUACCCCCUUCUCAGCCAUCUGGUACAGUGCAACAUCCCUAUGAACCAAUGCAUCCUUUUUAUCCGGAACACCAUCACAUGCAGCCCCCACCAGACGGCCAUCAUUACGGACCUCUUCAUUUCGGAAAUCUCCUCGGAAAGAGGAAAUAA